This is a messenger RNA of Schizosaccharomyces osmophilus, 597 nucleotides long. RefSeq names its product pig-P subunit (gene mug84). NCBI's taxonomy places the organism in Eukaryota, Fungi, Ascomycota, Schizosaccharomycetes, Schizosaccharomycetales, Schizosaccharomycetaceae. The transcript has a single exon. The record is from RefSeq and is a predicted model, not a curated record. The coding region runs from base 1 to 597 and encodes 198 amino acids.
AUGGCAGAUAAUCAGUACUCCUCGCCGUUAGAAAGGCUAGACGGAAUUGUAGACGAUGAAUUCAAUGAUAACUGCUCGAAUACGGUGUUUGAUCCACCAUUCUAUGGGCAUCCCAUGUUGAUUCCGCCGUCUCCUUCAUUGACUACGAUGCUGCGAGCAAGGUCUACCACGCCCGAAGGAGACGAAAUUGACGUCUCUGAAAUGGAUCAGCAGGAUUGGGAUAUCAUGGUCAAGGUCCCUACUUAUGAAUACUAUGGAUUCGUUCUGUACCUGGUAUCGAUGGUCGCUUUUGGCCUCUUCAUCUUUUGGGCGAUUCUUCCAGCUUCUGCGUUAAAUUAUUUGGAAAUACAUUCCUACCUUUCUCGUUGGUGGGCACUGGCAAUUCCAAGUUGGAUAUUGGUGCUGGUCAUUUAUAUCCACGUUGCUUUGAGUGCAUACAACACCGAAGUGCUGACAAGGCCUCUCAGUAGCUUGGAAUUUUUAGUAGAUCAAUAUUCCCAAGUAGGCGAAGAGGAUGGAGCCGCUUGCGGUCGUGUUGUCGACCUUCGCCUGUGCGAUGUAAACCGUCAACGAUACGAGGUCACAAAUGCAAAGUAA